UUUUGGAGGAGGGACUUCUGAGCCGUUCGGGAAUUCUCUUACUGUAACCAGCUCCCCGGUGGAAGGCCGAUGUUCUCCGUGUAAACAGCGAUCUUACAGGGGACAGCCCGGAACCACAAGCGGGAGCACCGCGUUUCCCGGCUGACGUCUUCGGCGAUCACUUCCGCUCAGGGGUUGGAAUACUCGAGGCCCUUUGACGACCGACAACAAGAAAGGCACUUCCGGUGUCUGUUGCCAAGGAGCGGGCCGAGUGGGCCGUAGGGGCGGCAUAAUUGGCGCCGUCCUCUACCCCCCCUUCCCGGGGUUGAAAUGUCGGGACUGAGCUCCACAGAGAUAGAGGGCUGUCGUUACCUGCUCGGCCUACUGGACAACAACGAGAUCAUGGCCCUGUGUGACACCGUCACCAACCGCCUGGUGCACCCUCAGGACUGCCAAGAUGCCAUUCAUGCAAUAUUAGUGUACAGUCAAAGUGCAGAAGAACUUCUGAGGCGUAGAAAAGUCCACCGAGAAAUCAUAUUUAAGUAUUUGGCAACACAGGGGAUCAUUAUACCUCCAACUACUGAAAAACACUGUCUUAUUCAGCAUGCAAAAGAUUACUGGCAAACGCAGUCACACCUGAAAUUGAAGGCAACACCAGAGCCAGUACCAAAGACAGAAGACCUCCAAGUCUAUCAACAGCAGGCAAAAGAAGAUAAAACUGAAAAAGUUGAUUUCCGUCGCCUAGGAGAAGAAUUCUGUCACUGGUUCUUUGGUCUUCUUAAUUCUCAGAAUCCUUUUUUGGGACCACCUAAAGAUGAAUGGGGGCCACAGCACUUCUGGCAUGAUGUCAAGCUUAAGUUUUAUUACAGUACAUCAGAACAAAAUGUGAUAGACUACUAUGGAGCAGAAAUCGUGAGUCUUCGUUUGCUGUCAUUAGUAAAAGAGGAAUUUCUUUUUCUCACCCCGAACUUAGAUUCCCAUGGACUGAAAUGUGCUUCUUCUCCCCAUGGGUUGGUUAUGGUUGGAGUUGCUGGGACUGUACACCGAGGGAACACUUGUUUGGGCAUUUUUGAACAAGUUUUUGGACUCAUCCGCUGCCCUUUUCUGCCGAAUACUUGGAAAAUCAAAUUUAUCAAUCUGAGAAUUAUUGGAGAGAGUUCUCCUACUCCUAGAGCAUUACUGAAACCAGCUGUUACAUUUGAACAAAGUGAUCUAGAAGCCUUUUAUAACGUAAUAGCUUUGUGUGGUACCAACGAAGUACAAAACAGGCAGGCAUUAGAUAGUGGAACUGGAGACCAGGCUUUAUGUAGUGGAAAUGAAGCAUUGCUGAACAAAAAAGAAACGAGUUUACCUAAUUCUCUAAAGCACUGAGAACUGUAUGUCAACCUUAAAAAAUCUUCUAUACAGAAACUUAAAAAUAUGACAUCAGUAAUGUCUAAGAGUUAGGCAUUACUUAGACUCUCCUAAGUGAUUUCAGACAUGAGGAUUGACAUGUUUUAGUUGAAAUACUUUUCUGGACUACAGACUGACAUAUUAUGUGAAAAUUUACCUAUUUCUACCUGAGUUGCAGCAAAUGUUCUGAGAGCGUAAUGCAGUUCAUCAAAUAAAUCCCACUUUAGAUAUUAUAGCUAACCGUGUGCCUUAGAAACCAGGUAAUAUGUUUAUUUUACCUAGUGAAUAUUCUGCUAAUAUCUGUACUUUUCGUGUAAAAAAAGGAUUUAUAGUAUUUAAGGCUUCUGCUCUUUCAAGUUUCUCAUUUACUUUUACCUAAAUCUGGAUAAUUGGUUGUUUCACAAAUGCAUCUUACUAUGGCAUUAUUUUUAAAACUAUUGAAUAUUUUAGAGAUGUUUACUAUAAACUGAAAUUUGUCAUUUUGGAAAAUUUGACAUUCUUAUGUGAAAAGUCCAGUAAUUUAGCAGGUUAAGAAAAAUUUACUGCCUCUUUUAAUAUUUGAGGAACAUUUUUUCAAAGUUAUCUGCUAUAGUCUAAGAUAAAUAACUUUUAUAAUCUGCAUUUUCCAAAGUAUUUUGAGCAAUAAUAAAUGCUGUUUUUGAAACAGACCUUAUUGUUACCUAUGCUUCCACUAACAGUCUCAAAGAGCAUUUGUUGUAAUAGCAUUUGAAGGAAAUAUAGUGUUGAAAUUUUAAAGGCAUGCUCAGUUCCUAACUUUUAAAUGAAUUUCUAUUCUUCCUCUUGAUUGAUCUUUGCAAAGGUGACUGAACAAAAAACCCCACAAAUUUAUGUAGGUAUACAUAUACCUCCGUAUCUUAAAUUUUUCACCUAUAAUUUGUGUCACCAUGUUUGACUUAACAGGUUCAGUUACCAGAUUACUUACAUACUUUAAAUUUCUGAUUCCUCAUUACCCAACAAUUAUUUACUAAUGCUGGAUUUAGUUAGUAAUUUUAACUUAUAAAAGUACCAUUUGGAGAAGAAUUCAACUGUGAUAUUGGUGUUACUUUUUACAUUUAAGUCUCUUCAUAGUCCUCUACGGAGACUGAUAGGAAUUUUGGAAGCAUGAAGAAAACUUUCGUCUUUCUUGUUUUUUUUUUUUAAUGCCAUGCCUCUUAUGAGGAGUACAAAUUGAUAUGUCCUAAAAUAAUAAAGGAAGGAAAUGCCUUUUGUCUGCUUAAAGAAUAGCAUAUUGUUUAGAUUUAAUUUAUAGUUGUCUUACUUUUAGACGAAAUUUUAGACAUUAACCAAAAUAAAGCAGAUUUUACUACUGCUAGUUAGACUAUCAGUGUAGAAAGAUAUAAAGAAGGGCGGCGCCUGUGGCUCAGUGAGUAGGGCGCCGGCCCCAUAUGCCGAGGGUGGCGGGUUCGGACCCAGCCCUGGCCAAACUGCAACAGAAAAAUAGCCGGGUGUUGUGGCGGGCACCUGUAGUCCCAGCUGCUCAGGAGGCUGAGGCAAGAGAAUCGCGUAAGCCCAAGAGUUAGAGGUUGCUGUGAGCCGUGUGAUGCCAUGGCACUGUACCCGAGGGCGGUACCGUGAGACUCUGUCUCUACAAAAAAAAAAAAAAAAAAAAAAAAGAAAAGAAAAGAAAGAUAUAAAGAAAACGGCAGUUUCCAAAAUAAUUAUCUCUUACAGUUUUGUAAAGUACACUAUCAGGUCACAAGUCCAUCUUUACCCAUCUUGUAGUUCUACUUGGGUUUUGAAAGCCAAGUUAUCUUUUUUUCCUUAAGCUUAAAGUAGCAUUUUAAAGUCUACUAGAUAACUAUUUUAAGUAAAGGAUAAAAUUAAAAGACAUUCUUAUCUUUUUCUUUGCUAUUGAUGUAAAGUACAGCAGAAAUACUAUAGAUGCCUAGGAUGAGCAGGGAUUGCCUCAUUGUUGGAUUUUUGAAUUUGUAUAAAGCUCAAGUGAGGCUGCAAUUUCUGCAUGUAGUUUUUUUUUUUUUUUUCAUUUCACACUAUUUUAUUUAGUGACAAUAAAAUGAGAUUUCAUGAAAGUAGAAAAACUUUCUACAGAAAGUUUUGCUUCAGCUGAGAAGGGCUCUCCAGCACAUGGAGUUCUCAUACUUAUCGUUGGGUUUCUGCCUCAUCCAUGCUCAUCUGUGCCAUGAAUACUUACUCAGGAAUCUCUAGAGACCCCUAGAGCUCAGGCCAAAGAGUCAUCCACGUCUAGCUCCCAGUAGUACUUUCCAGAGGUGAAGGCCUGGUUUCCUUGAGCAGCAAAAUAAUUAGAUCUGUCAUUAUUCAAAGAUGGAUCUUGAUUGUAAAAUCUAAACCUGAAGUUUCUCAUGUCAUCAAACAGUUUGAUGUCAUGAUUGCUUACUUCAUUAUUGAAAGAAAUCUCUACCCGGUAGUGGCUAUAUCUGUCCCUCAGUCCAGUGAUGGCUCUGACACUGAGCUCUAGAUGCACAGGCUAGGGCAUAUGCAGCUGCACAGAACAGCGUCUCUUCUCGUUUAUGGCACAUGUCCAUCAGUUCCUCAUGUAUUUCUUUUACUUGUUUCCUCUUUUGAACCAUUUUGGCCUCACUUCUCUUGAAUUGCUGUAAGAUGUCCUGGCCCUCCUUUUUUUCAGUUUGUCCAAAUAUUGUUCUUAUAGAGAACAGGACACAGCUCCCCAUAUUCGGUUUUAGUGGUAUUCUUUACUAGAAACACAUAGUUCAUCCAACGGUUCAUUAUUGUUCUGUUCUCAUUUAGGUUUCUUUUAUUUUCUUGGAUCUUGUCCCAUACUGAUCUCAUCUGCUUUACUAGCUUCUUCCUCUGGUCCUCAGCUGCCCCUUCAAUGGGACAGUGUCUGUGAGCCCCAUGCUCCUGGGAGUUAGAGCACAGCAGACUCCUGUCCAUUUCACAGAACAUCAUCUUUCUCUCCUUGUAGGUCUCACAUAUUUGUUCUUUAGAGCUCAGGAAUUGCUGGAGACUUUUUCUGGCCAGGGAAACCAUCGUCUUCACACGGAUAUCAGUUUUGAAGUCUUUCUGCUGUAAUGGUUCCCUGCAGACAUGGCAUUGGGCAGGAGUUUGGACUCCGUCCCAGGAAAGACAAAGGCAAGGCCUACAAAAGCUGUGUCCACAACCUAUGGUAACUGGGUCUGCAGGGUAGUUCAGGCAGAUGAGGCACGCGAGUUCUCUCUGGAAGUCUUGUGGAAUGUCUGAGUGGACUACAUGGACUACAUCUAUGAUCCCACAAAAGUUUGCUGGAGAAGUAAUAUGAAGUUAGUUGAGGAUCAGGACCUCACGGUGUUAGAAGUCUCCGAGGCCAAAUGAGCUCCAAACUUCAUGCUGCCUGUUACAGAGGAGAAUCUCUGCAUGUAGUUUUAAUCAACCUUUAAAAUUUGAAAUCUUGAUAGACAAAACUUAAAGAUUAGGGCUGUGUUUUAUUUCAUAUGAAUUUUUACAUCUGGGCACACUAUAUAGAGCCUAAUGUUGGAGUAAAUGGGUGAAUGAAAGAGCAAAAAGAAGUUUAUCUACUAUGAAAAAGACUCUUCUGCAUCUACAUUUUAUCUUUGAUUCUUUUCAUCAGUAGUGAUUUUUUGGUCACAUAAUUUGAAUUUCAUACUUGAAUACACAGAAACGUUUAGAUUCCCAAAAUGACAGUAACUCAGAUUUGGGAGAACUAUACUGACCUUAAAAACCUUGGGUCAGUGGAAUAUACCUGAGUGACCUAGAAAAUAUUACAGGGGAAGUGUAUGAAGAAACAGUAUUUGGAAGAAGAUAAUGUGGAGGAUUUUAAAUCUGUUCAUGAAGCUCGAUUAAGCUUUGAGAAUAGCCAAAGCUCAUUGCAAGAAUUGAACUCUAUUACCAACCCACUGGUUUGUUCAUGUUAGGGAAGGGCAGAAAGAGAACUCAGCUUUAGAUCUCCUAUCUCCUUUGUUUUUUUUUUAAUACCCAAUUGUAUUUGAAAAAUCUGGAGUCAAGUAGUAAGGAAGAAUAUAACACUUUACACGUUAUUUGUACUCAUUGGUCAAAGGAAGAGACCCUUUGGACUUUUAUUUCCUGUAGACUGAUUUGCCAUCGCCUAAUAACAAGACAUUCAUAUUAGGUAUCCCUUUUGUUAAAUCUUAAAAGUAAUAGUUACAUUAGGAUAUUUUAUUAGUAUCUAGAAGGCCAAAUAACAUAUUUUUAUGAGUCUUAUUAACUAGAAAACCAGCUGUAGAAAAACAUGUAAUUUAUUAAAACAAAUGGCAAAACAAGAUAGCAGGUCAGGAAAGGUCUCUGGGUUUUAAGAAAGGUAACAUUUUUAUGCUAAAGGAGAACUUUCCUAGUGCCAGUAAGAAACUAUAAUAUUACCAGAAAAGAAGAAUUUAAGGAACAGUGGUUUACUUUUAUUUUUUUAAAGAUUAUCAGAAACAUUGUGUUUUAACAAAUGUUUUAACUCUUUAAGGCUAAGUAGAUAAUUAAAAUGAAAAACCACACUGAAUUAUUUUCUUAGGAUUUCUGUUUUUACAAAUUUAGAUGCUCUUUUCUUCACUGGUUCUUAAUUUGAGUUGUGGAAUGUGACUCCAUGUUGAAAAAUCCUGCCAUAGUAGUUAACAUUUUCCUCAGACCGUUCCUCUACUGUAUUAAAAAAAAAAAUAAAAUUAUUUUAUAAAAUGUGGCAUUGCAUCCCUGAGCUAGAGGAGAAAUCUGUUCACAAUGGUUACUUGUGAAUUUUGUUUUUCAAAAGAUGUUAGAUAUUAAGACAAAACCUACCAAAAUACCAUCAAAUGGAACAUAAAAAUAUUUAGAGUUUUAUUUUGACAAGAUAAAUUUAGUGGAGAAUAAUGAACAUACAUUGGAGAACAUGAUAAAAACGUGAAAAGGUGGAGGACGUUUGGCAGAAGGGGAAAGGGCAUGAGGCGGAUCACACCUAAGUGCACAUUGUGAGGGUGUAUAACAUGCCCCCUGGGUGAGGGGCUCUGCUACAAAUGGAACUUCACCCUGGAAGUGAGAACGAUGUAACCUAAAAAUUGUACCCUCAUAUUAAUUUGAGAAAAAAAAAAAACCCAAAUGUCAAAAGAAAAAAUUCAAAAAUAAUCUUGUUCUCGGGCAGUGCCUGUGGCUCAAAGGAGUUGGGCGCUGGCCCCAUAUGCUGGAGGUGGUGGGUUCAAACCCAGCCCCAGCCAAAAACUGCAAAAAAAAAAAAUCUCCUUCUCUCUCACCUCUGUUCCUUCAUGAAAGGAAUCAACUUCCAACUCUGUAGAAGUGCUCUAAACUUUCUUUGUUCUUCCUAAAUAAAAUUUGUCUUUGUUACAUUCAAAAUCUUUACAAAAGCCUUAUCCUAAGAUGUUUUUUAUUAAUUGUAUAUUGCUAAUUCUGGUUUAAUAUUUUAAAAAUAUGAACAUCUGUAGGACUUUAUGUAUGUGAUCUUCUCACCUUAUACCAUUUCCUCCUCCUUCUCUUCCACAUCCCAAACCCUAUUUAUAACCUUUGUUAUAUACCCAAUUUUGAUGUAGCACAAGUGUAGUGUUAGGAAACAAGACUUUCUGGAUCUGGGUUCUUUUCAAUUUUAUUUGGCAUAUAUAUUGAGGAUCUACUGCUUAUAUGUCACUAAAUCAAGUGUAAGACAAAAUAAAAAUAGGUUAUUUACCUAAAUAAACAAAUUGAAUUUAAAUCUAAUUUUUGCUUAUAGAUAUUACUUUGACCCUUUCAGGAAGGAUUAAGAUCUUUUUAUAUGGUUAGAAAAAAAAAAUUUAAUCGAAGUUUUAUAUAGCCAGAUGCCUCUAAGCCACAUAGAUUUUAUCAAUACAAAACAUAGGAUAUUUUGACAGGCCAUUGUAUUUAGAAUUGUAAGGAAAAGUGUCAAAACUUUGUCAGAGUGUGCUAAAUGCUUUUAUUUUUUAUUUCUUAAAGGGUUAAUAACUGAAUUGAAUUAAUGUUUACUAUGACACAUAAAACCAGACUGCAUAACUACCUGUGUUAGUCAUUAAAAUCACUGGUGUAGAAUUUGGUACAUCCUAAAUUCUGUUUGUAAAAUCUCCUUAUUGUUUUUGAUUUGUUUUUCAGAGAGGAAGUCUCCGUAACUCAGGGCUUGUUUUUUCUCAGGGAGUAAUUGAGUAUGGCUCUUUGGUUAGUGGUUUUGUUCUUAAUAGUUUCCAUCUUCAGUUUCUAGAUAUCCUAAAUCUCAAGUAUGAAGUUAAUUACAUUUGAACUGCCUUAAUAACUGAAGGAAAAAUUCCCACUGCCAACCGUGUUCCUUGUCUGAUUGAAUGUUUUCAGAACAAAAAGUAACUACUUAGCGUGACCUUUUUCUUGAAACAUUCAGUUUAUAAGUUUCCAUUUCUCAUUUUUUACUGUACUAAUCAUUAGUGUUAUACUUAAUUGUUCUCAAAUGGUUACAUGUAACUUACUUUUGCUUCCCUAAAAUGUAAAUUUCUAGAACUGACAAAAUUGUCAGUGACUUGACAAUUUUUGCAAUUUUCUUUUUCCCGUUUAGUUACAUUUGGGGUGCUUAUUAUAUGCCAGUAACUUUUCUGUAUUUGUUGAAUGUGUUCACUCAUUCAGUUCUGCAGACAGCUAAAUGAAGUAGAUACUGUUAUCCUUCUUUUACCUGAAAAUAAUAGGGUUGAGUAACUUCCCAAGCUAUCAGAGCUGAUAGUAGAUCCUAGAUUUAGACCAACACAUUCGAACUCAAGUGCAUUGUCGUAACUUCUAAUUACUUUAUAUUUGCCUCACAUAUACAAUAGUUUUUGAUAAAUACUUUUUGAUUAUCUUCAGUAUGAAGUUUGUCAUAUGCGCCAUUUAUUUCUGAAACAAAGAUGCCUUGUGUCUGUACUGUUUAUCUAAAUUCAGAAUUUAGUGGAAUUCAUACUGCAUUCCACUUGUAAUCAUACUUUGAGCUACUCAUUUAGUGUUUUAAAACAUCUUGGAGAAAAAAUAUAGGAAGUUUAGGUAAAACAAUAGUACUUAUAAAGAAUCGGGUAACAAAAUUUCUUGAACUUAACCACCUCACCACAAUCUCUAGUGAAACUGUUUCCUUUCCUGUUUAUGACACCGUUGUGCUAGUGUUAGAUACACCCUUAUUGCUUAAGUUCAAUUUCUUGCCACAUCCAGAUAGAACAUAUUUGUAGUACUAUUUUCUGUUUAUUCUGCUGCUAUAAUUUGCCCUCUUUAUUAAACCUUGACUAAUUUUAAUAAUCUUAUUUCUCAGCUUUAAUAUUUCUUAACAUAUGUGACAUUAAAAUUUCUUGGAAGUGCGGUUUUCAUCCUAAUUUUUAUGCUCGAAACUUACAGUAGUGUUGCAUUACUUCCAAAAUAAAGUCCGGGUUUCACACUGAUUUUCAUCAUCCCCUGGGUUUGACCCCACUCAUUUUCAUAGUUUUUUUUGGGACAGCCAACAUCUAGUACUAAGUAGUCUUUGUGUGUAUCCUGUGCUUUCUUAGCCUCUGCUUUUAUACCCAAGUAACCAAAUUGUAGAAUGUAAUUUUAUUGUCACAAGCAGUCUGACGAUGUAGGAAGGGCUAUAUGAUUCCAACAGUUUAAUAAUGAAAUUUCUUCAAUAAGUCAAGCAUUUUUCCUCUUUACAGGCUUUGUUAACAUUAUCUAUCUAGAAUAAUCUUUCUCACGUUUUUUACAUAUCUGCUUCAUUUUUAUCUUUGAGUCCACUUUCUUAAAUGUUUUUAAGUUAAACCCUGUUUGUAUUUAUCAGAAUAUCUUGUUUCAGUCUUAGCACUUCAGAGAUUAUUAUUUAUUAAUAUACCAAUUUAUUUUUCCCGCUAAAUUUUAAGCAGAGAGCAAGGACUAUAACUUCUUACAUUAUGUUUUUAAUGUUUUGCAAGGAGACUAUUCAAUAGAUAUUAAUUUAUUAAAGAUAGAAAUAAGGAAAUGAAUGCUAAUUUUUAUUCCUAGACCUCUGCCUAUCUGUUACAGACAGUGCUUAGCAUAUUAUACAUACUAUAUUAGGUGCUCAGUAAGUAUGUGUUCAAUACACCUGUAAUCCUAGCACUCUAAGAGGCUGAGACUGGUGGAUUUCUUGAGCUCAGAAGUUUAAGACCAACCUGAGCAAGAGUGAGACCCAUCUCUAAAAAUAGCCUGGUGUUUUGUUAGGCGCCUAUAAUCCAGCUACCAGAGAGGCUGAAGUAAGAGGAUCGCUUGAGCCCAAAAAUUUGAGAUUGCUGUGAGGUAUGAUGCCACAACACUCUACCAAGGGUGAUAAAGUGAGACUGUCUCAAAAAAAAAAAAAGUAUGUGUUUAAUGAACAAAGCCAAAGUUACCUUCCAAAAUGAUAAUAUAUGACUUCUAAUAUGAUCAGUAACACUCUGGUAGAUAGAAUUUUAUAGGUUUUAUUAUGCUUUCGUAAAAGAUGAAGAAUCUGAGACUCAAAGGUUAGUAACACACUGAAGUUUAGUUUUAUUGUUGUGGAGAUCUUAUCUCUGACCUUUUUGGUUUUUAUUUUUUUAAACUACAAAACCUAUGUGGGAUUUUUUUUGUACUUUUUUUACAGUCUGACGACUGCUAGUUAUCUUAUUCUGAAUCAAUUUAAGUUCUGAUCCUCAAUUUCUUCACGUGUAAAAAUGAACCGGCUCUAGACUAGGUAAUUUUUGUUUUGUUUUGUUUUUAAUUGAAAAAGAGCCUCUUGAUGUUGCCCAGGUUCGUCUCAAAGUCCUGGGCUCAAGGGAUCCUCCCACUUCAGCCUCCCAAAUUUCUGAGAUUAUAGGCAUGAUUAUGGGUGAUUUCUAAAGUCAGUUGUGAUUUUUAAAGUCACAUGGUAUUACUAUUGAAUGCCUUCUUAGCAAUUUAAGAAUAUUACUUUUAAAAUAAUUUGUAGUACAUUGUUGGUUAAAUUAAUUUUCUGUUGUUUUACUUCAUUAGCAGUGCUUGUUAAAAAAUAUACUUUUCAUUCUUAAUUUUUUCAACCACAUGUAUGUGUAAUAUGAGGUCUGAUGAUUAAGUUCAUGAACUCAUCCUAAAAAAAAUGCUGUGUCUCUUAUUGCUGAAUAUCUACAGUCACCUUUGAAGUACUCCCUUUGGGAAGUUAUGCACUGACACCAGUGCCUAUUCUACCCUUCAAAGCAAUUUUGGAGCUCUUUCUGGAACGGCCAUCAAAGCUGUCAUUAUAUUACCCUUGAUGUCCUGAAUGUCAUCAAAAGGCCUUUUUUUGAAUAUUUCUUUUAUCUUUGGGUAAAGAAAAAAUUCAUUGGGGGCCAGAUAAGGUGAGUAGGAGCAUGUUCCAAUACAGUUAUUUGUUUACUGGCUAAAAACUCCCUCACAGUCACUGCUGUAUGAGCUGGUGCAUUGAUUGUUGUGAUGCAAGAGAGAUGAGUUGGCCAAGAUUUUGAGUUAAGAUUUUCUUGUUUAUCAAUGUUCACUUGGUCUGCUAUGCUCCUUACAGUCAGCCAGCAAUUUUUGAAAUUGUGAUGCACAGUUUGACAAAUUUUUGCAAUGUUUUUGUCAGUUCUGUUCAUUACUGGCUGCCCUGACCUCUCUUCAUCGGUGACACUUUGUUUCUUCAGACAGAUGUUAAAUUCAUUUGUAUACCGCUGUUUUCUUCAUGGCAUUAUCCCCAUAAACUUGGACUAACAUGUCCCUGAUUUCAUUUCUACUCUUGCCAAAUUUUACAAAAAAAAAAAAAAAAAUACACAUUUUCAUUUGUUGCUAUAAUUCAAUCUCUGACAUUCUUGGGACAGCAUGCAGAAAUGCACAACCAUGAUGAGCUCGCAGGAAGACAUUGGCACAUGUCAACAUGCACACAACUCGGAAACACUGAUAAACAAGGUCAUGAAAACUUAACUGAGUUGUUUGUGCAGUGCUGUCAAUGUAAAUAAGCACACAGUGGUAAGUUCACAAACUUAGUUGUCAGAACUCUGACAUUUUACAUAUACACGUGGGUGAUAUGUGUAUUUCAGUCUACAAAAGGAAAAAACAAAAUGAUGAAAAUAUAAGGUGUCCCAAGAGUUACCCAUAAAGUUGCCCUUUAUAGGGACAAUAGAAAGGUGCAGCUAAAUAUACCUUUAUUUUACAAAAUAUUCAUUACAAAAUUUUACAAAGAGGUAGCCAACACAUAGAGAAUAUUUUGUAAAAUUUUAUAAAAUUAUAUUGACUUUAGGGGAGACUUUUGGGACAUUUUGUAUUUUAUGUCCUGUCUAGAAAUAGGUAUGAGAAAUAGAAAAGGGAAAAAGUAUGAAGUCUUUAAAAUAUUUUUCUAUUUUCUAAUGACUAGAAGACCUAAAGAUGUUUGAAACUACUGUUGUACUAAGUUUUUUUGCCUUGUUAAUACUUACGUUCAAAAUAUAUUUCCAUGUUUUAGUCAAAAAAGGUACAAAGUGGUUUGAGAGAAAGAUACUGCCAGUAAUCCCUAGUAAAAAUAAAGAUGUUGAUAAAAUAAUCAAUUAUAGAUGAUUCUUCCAAGGAGAAUGAGUCAUAGGAGGGGGUAAAUAUUUAAGAGUGACUCUAUAGAUAAUAGGAGAAUUCAGGAUAGCCUUUUUCUGUAGGAGGGUUGGCCCCAGAUGGGUGCUCAUAAAGUCAUUAAGUUAUUCCAAGAAAUUGAGUGGAAACAUUUGUUCAGCAAAGACAGAUUUUGCUGUAAUGACAGCACAAUUGUAGUAGUUCAAAUUUAUGAUCGAAAGAGCCUGGAAUACAAAAACAU
This is a messenger RNA of Nycticebus coucang (slow loris), 11980 nucleotides long. RefSeq names its product chromosome 16 C3orf38 homolog (gene C16H3orf38). The coding region runs from base 310 to 1350 and encodes 346 amino acids. The transcript has 3 exons. Lineage: Eukaryota; Metazoa; Chordata; Mammalia; Primates; Lorisidae. The record is from RefSeq and is a predicted model, not a curated record.